AGCCAUCUGAACUCAUUGUCAACGGAGAGGUUUGGACAGUCAGGGCUGCAGGAGUUCAGAGGAAGCCGAGCUCUUCAGGGGUGGGGUGGUCAGGGAAGGCUGCCUGGAGGAGGAGGCAGCGGCGAUGUGAUCCGGCCCAUUGGUCUGUGCCCCUUGCCCUAAAAAGUAGGGAAGAGUUGGGCAGGGUGACUCAGAGUUGACUCAGCCCAUGUGGCUUGCCCUUUGGUUUAUGAUGGCCACCUCAGCAGCACCAACCUUUGGCCCCAAGUGAGUUCCCGUCAGCUGGGCGGAGAGGCCAGGCCAUCUCAGAGGGUUGGUGGCUUGUCGAGGGGCCCGGCAGUCCUGCACCUGCGGCCUCCAGAACUAUGGGGACAGGGCUGCACAGCCAGUCCUUGCGAGGACCCCGGCCCUCCUACGGCAAGCUCCAGGAGCCCUGGGGGAGGCCCCUGGAGGGCCGACUCCGCCGGGUGCUGAGCCUCAGGCAGAGGCAGGAGAAGUCCAGGUGCCAGGGCCUCGACGGUGGCACAGAAGGUCUGGACGCCCCCAGCGAGGAGCAGCUGCCGAGGGGCCUGGGGGACACAGAGCAGCUGAUCCAAGCCCAGCGAGGAGGCUGCCGGCGGUGGCUGAGGCAGUGCCAGCAGGUAAGGAGAAGAUGGGAAAGCUUUGUCUCCAGCUUCCCCAGCGUGAGCCUGAGUUGGUCAGCGCCCCCGCUGGGCGCCACCAGCUAAGGAUGCUGGAAACAGAGGUGGGCCCUGGCUGCACCCAGACGAGAGACCGUCGUGUCUGCUGACCACCUCUUCAUGGCCUCCGUGAACUGUCGUCUCCAUGGACGGCUCCGGCCUUCUCAAUGUGGCCUGACCAGCCUCUGCCCCUCUUGGCUCCAGCCCUCCCACCCCGAGGCCAGCUCUCAGCAAAGACCCCAACAGUGCUGAGGAGAAGGGGACUCAGCUCCAGCUUCUGGGGGAUUCUUCCCUCGGGGCAUGGGGGCCCCUUGGACUGUGAUGCAUAUGAGGGUCUUAGGAGACUGCCCAGAAGUGGGGGUGUCAGUGUCCUUGGCCCCCCACAGUCAUAAACUUCCAGGACGGAGCUCAGUGAAGUCAGGCCGUGGCUGAGGGUCCCCUGGACAAGGCCUGGUCACUGGGCCACGCCCCCUGCCCCUCCCACCCGCUGCUAAUGGUGGGCUGGGGCCCGGGUCUCCCUCACAGAUGGCGAGCCCCUCAAGGGCCAGGACCCUGUCUGGGUGGCCUCGGUGCCGGGCACGCUGGCUGAAGGGCUCAGGCCUGUGUGUCGUCACCUGUGAUCCUCCCAGCACCCCUGCAGAGGAAGCAGGGGAGGCCUUGUUCUCUCCUGUGACAGACUGGGAAACUGAGGCCCAGGUGGGGAAGGGAUUGAUUGUUCUGGGCAUCUCUGACCACACCCCCCUCCGGGCUGAACAGAAUAAUAAAGUUUCCGAGCUGAGGAA
This is a messenger RNA of Choloepus didactylus (southern two-toed sloth), 1462 nucleotides long. It is a transcript of the gene C6H11orf86, whose product is annotated as chromosome 6 C11orf86 homolog. The record is from RefSeq and is a predicted model, not a curated record. The transcript has 2 exons. Bases 366 to 728 code for a protein of 120 amino acids. NCBI's taxonomy places the organism in Eukaryota, Metazoa, Chordata, Mammalia, Pilosa, Megalonychidae.